GUGAUUUGAUAGGACAAGAGCAGCGAGGGCACUAGGACCAAGGGAAAGAGCACACAUUGCUCUGUAUUAUGUCUGGCAAAGUGCUUCCUGACUGAGUGCUGCAGUUAUGUGUGAAACAAAGUCAGGGACUGACUAGUUCUCAUCUGUUGAUCACCGCUAACUUGAAGCCUCRGAACAGGGGGAAGCUGCCAGAUCUGCUCUCCGAGAUAAGGCGCUCGGACCCAGGCAGCAACUGGAAACUUUGCAGGAGCAGGAAACACUCUGGAAGGAAACUCUAAGAAAUGGAAUUGCUUUUUACUUAGAAUUAUAAGAGGAAAAAAUCAGAACUUGAGCUACAUUUUUUUCUCAACAGCAAAACAUGUUCUUCUCCAGCUAGGCUGGGAUUCUGCCUAAUAAAAGGAUCUACUUUAUCUCACCGGAUCCAUGCUCUCUUUUAUUACAGUAAGUGCAACAUUUAUAGGCAUUUUCUACUUUGUCUGCAAAUAGAGAAGAAAGCCUGAAACAGCAUCAGUGAAAUGUGAGGGGGGAACAAAAAAGAAAAUCUUCUUGGCAGAUAGCGAAAAGCAGCGCUCUGCCGCAACCCGAGCACUGGAAACCGAGAAGUGAUAUUUAACAUGACCAUCUGUACCAUUUUGUCACCAGCAGCAUGUUCCUGAGGAAGAAAUGCAGAUACGGCUCCCGUAAGCUGCACUUUCUGCUGCUGCUGCUGCUGCUGGGCUUCUUGCUGCUCAUGGUCACAACGCUGAGCCCGCCGCCCGGCAGCGUGCGCCAGGACGGGGCUUCGCCGCGCGUGGAGCCGAGCCACGGCGAAGGGCACGCGGGCGGCUUUGCGGAGCCCCAGGAGAUGCUGGAGGCGCAGGACGAGGGCCAGCAGGACUACCCCGUGGAGGGGCUCUCGCCCUUCAUCUCCCUGCGGGAGGACGAGCUCAUCGCGGCCGCCGUGUGGCCGGCCGGCCGGAGGGAGCACAGCAGGGCCAGGAAGGGCUACCGCGUGCUGCGGCGGCCGAGCCGGCGGCCGCAGGGCUCGCCGCUCGCCGCCCCGGCGCCCCACGAGCGGCGUCUCGGCCGGGACACGCGCGGCUCCCACGAGGCGCUCGGCGAGCGGCUCCCGCUGCGCAGGGAGCUGCCUGAGGUACGACACCCGUUGUGCCUGCAGCAGGACUAUGGCUCCAGCCUGCCCACUGCGAGUGUCAUCAUCUGCUUCCAUGAYGAAGCCUGGUCUACUCUGCUCCGAACGGUGCACAGCGUUAUGGACACGGCCCCGAAGGCAGCCCUCAAGGAUAUCAUCCUGGUGGAUGAUCUCAGUCAGCAAGGGCCCCUGAAGUCCGCCCUGAGCGAGUACAUCUCUAAGCUGGAUCGUGUGAAGCUGAUCCGGAGCAACAAGAGACUYGGAGCGAUCCGAGGCCGGAUGCUGGGAGCCGCCCGGGCGACUGGGGACGUGCUCAUCUUCAUGGACUCCCACUGCGAGUGCCACAAGGGCUGGCUGGAACCCCUCCUGGCCAGGCUGGCCAGCAACAGAAACAGUGUCGUCUCCCCGGUCAUAGAUGUCAUAGACUGGAAGACUUUUCAGUACUAUCACUCUGCGGGUCURCAUCGAGGUGUCUUUGACUGGAAUCUAGAUUUCCAUUGGGAAGCAGUGCCAGAUCAUGAGGAGAAGGUACGAGCGUCUCCCAUCAGCCCUAUCAGGAGUCCCGUGGUUGCUGGUGCAGUAGUGGCCGUGGAUCGACAUUACUUCCAAAACACAGGAGCKUAUGAUUCUGACAUGACCUUGUGGGGUGCAGAAAAUCUAGAGUUAUCUAUAAGGACGUGGCUCUGUGGUGGCUCUGUGGAAAUCAUUCCGUGCUCCCGUGUUGGCCAUGUCUAUCAAAACCACUUUCCCCGAGCUCUCUCCUAYGAAGAGGCCCUGGUGAGGAACAAAAUCCGGAUAGCAGAGACCUGGCUGGGUUCUUUUAAAGAGAAUUUCUACAACCAUAACACGGUGGCUUUCUUGAUCAGCAAGGCAGAGAAGCCAGACUGCAGCGAGCGCCUGCAGCUACAGAAGAGACUGGGCUGUAGAAAUUUCCAUUGGUUUAUAUCAAAUGUGUAUCCUGAGCUCUCCCAACCUGAAGACAUGCUAAAAUUCUCUGGCAAGCUUUAUAAUGCUGGCGUUGGCUCCUGUGCAAAUUACAGACCUGGAAGGGCCGUUGAAGAAGGCUCUAUUGAGCUCUCCCCUUGCAGUGACAGUCUCACCCAGCUCUUUGAAUAUAACAGCAUGAAAGAAAUCCGUCUGGGCUCGGCUCCGCUCUUCUGCUUCGGUGUCAGCCAGGGGCGCGUUAUCCCUCAGAACUGCACGGAAGAGCCAGGCAGCAGCCAGCAGCGCUGGGAUGUCCAGCAGAACGGAAUGAUUGUCCAUGUCCUUUCUGGCAAAUGCAUAGAGGCAGCGACGAGCGAAGAYGGAAAGGACUUGGUUUUGGGUGCAUGUAACAAGAGUUCCCAUCAGCUGUGGCAAUUUGAACAGUCCCACAUGCCACAGGAGAGAUGACCAACAGGUCUCUGAGCAAGAGAUCAAGUCUCCAAAAUUUAGCAUUACUUUUUCUGGGGAUUUAAGAUGACACAUUUCCAGCAUGGAAACUAAGGAUGUUGGCAUCUGCUCUAGUUUGCAGGGAAGUUAGGGAGAUGUCUCCUUAGGAAGCCUGGCUGAGAUACUUGCUGCAAAUUCCUGCAUUGCUUGACUCUAGCUACAAUUGCCAUUCGUUCUGUGAAGCAGGGAGAUAAGAUGCUUUGAGUGGCAACAGAUUCUCAGCUCUGCUGUUAGUGAAGAGAGUUUGCCCUGGAACAGCUGACUGCCAGGCAGCGUGUCUGUAGCACAUGUUGGGACUUCYGAGGAAACAGGAAAACAAAUGUUUGUGAAACUUUUUAUCAGAGGAAGUCAGCCAUGAUGAGAGUACGUUUUCUGUGCAUGAAAGUAGUAGACAUUUUCACGUGUAAUAGCUAAAAUACUGUUUUCCAAAUAGC
Messenger RNA from Nothoprocta perdicaria, 2994 nucleotides. It is a transcript of the gene GALNT15, whose product is annotated as polypeptide N-acetylgalactosaminyltransferase 15. The record is from RefSeq and is a predicted model, not a curated record. Bases 647 to 2521 code for a protein of 624 amino acids. The transcript is spliced from 10 exons. Lineage: Eukaryota; Metazoa; Chordata; Aves; Tinamiformes; Tinamidae. Gene Ontology annotation, cellular component: Golgi apparatus.